Misgurnus anguillicaudatus (oriental weatherfish) is the source of this 1355-nucleotide messenger RNA. Lineage: Eukaryota; Metazoa; Chordata; Actinopteri; Cypriniformes; Cobitidae. The record is from RefSeq and is a predicted model, not a curated record.
AUGGCUGCAUCAGCUGGAAAACAUUGGGUAAUACUUGUUGCUGGUUCAAAGAAUUGGAAAAAUUACAGGCACCAGGCCGAUGUGUGUCACGCCUAUCAGAUAAUGCAUCAGAAUGGAAUCCCUGACUCUCAGAUUGUGGUGAUGAUGUAUGAUGACAUCGCUUAUCAUGAAAAAAACCCAUAUCCUGGAAAUAUUAUUAGUGAACCAAACGGCGUGAAUGUGUAUAAGAAUGUACCGAAAGACUACACUGGAAAGGAUGUAACACCUGAAAACUUUCUGGCUGUGCUCAAAGGUGAUAGACGUGCUGUGAAAAAGAAUGGUCCAAAAAAAGUCAUCACAAGUGAAGAAAAUGACACAAUAUUCAUCUACCUGUCAGAUCACGGUGCUCCAGGCCUAUUUUGUUUUCCUAACAGCACUCUUUAUGCCAGUGAUCUUAUUACAACAAUCCAGAAAAUGGCUACAGAUAACAUGUUCUCAAAGAUGGUGAUUUAUUUGGAAGCUUGUUAUUCUGGAUCAAUGUUCCUACAACUCCCCAGCAACGUUCAUGUGUACGCAGUGACUGCAUCUAACCCAAUUGAGAGUAGCUAUGCCUGUUAUUUUGACCCUGUGAGGAAGACAUUUCUAUCGAAUGAAUUCUCUGCUCUUUGGAUGUACUACAGUGAACAGUCUGACCUCAAUGAAGCAACAUUCCAGGAACAGUUUGGUUAUCUUCAGGAAAUGAAGAUGAGUUCUCAAUUUUGCCGUUUGACUAUUGAUCAAUGUCCAAUCAGUGAGGUUUUGAAAAACUCCCCUAAAAAAGACCAGAAGAUGACUAACGCUCAAGAGCUCGAGUUAACUGAUUUGACUGCUAGCCAUGAAGUCUCAUUUAAAUACUUGAAGCACCGAAUUGAAACAGAAACUGAUGAAGGCAAGAAACAAGAUCUGGUGGAAAAACUUGAAGCUCUUCAUGAGGUUAUAGCUAAAAUUGAGAGAACAGUUGAAGCUGUCCACCAGAGGAUCUUUCCUGGUCGUUCCUGGUUUCCUAGUCUUUCUUGGUUUCCUAGUCUUUCCUGGUUUCCUGGUCUUUCCAGGUUUCUUGGUUCAUUCCUCCAUGUUAAUUACAGUGCCAUUGAUUUUCAUGAGUUCAAAACUGUAGCUGAGCAUUUCAGGACAACCUGUUUUGACUGGCAUAAGAAAGAGUUUGAGAUCGCCUUGUUCCACAUGCACGUGUUUGCUCGGCUCUGUGCACGUGGAGUUGAAGCGGAAAGAAUCAAAGAUGCCAUAACAACAGCCUGUGAAAACUUAUAAAUAUUACACAAAUCCUUGUUCAUAUAAGUCCACAAUGUGAGGGAAUGUUCUUGUGUAUCAAAAAUACC